This is a messenger RNA of Acinonyx jubatus (cheetah), 1136 nucleotides long. RefSeq names its product interleukin 12A (gene IL12A). The transcript is spliced from 7 exons. Gene Ontology annotation, cellular component: extracellular region. NCBI's taxonomy places the organism in Eukaryota, Metazoa, Chordata, Mammalia, Carnivora, Felidae. Gene Ontology annotation, molecular function: growth factor activity; interleukin-12 receptor binding. Gene Ontology annotation, biological process: immune response. Bases 406 to 1074 code for a protein of 222 amino acids. The record is from RefSeq and is a predicted model, not a curated record.
GGACGAGAGCUGGAGGGUUGGCGGCGGGGGCGUCCGAGACCCGCAAGUGAUCGGGCUUGCCCGGGGACCCUGCGCCACGACUCUGCAUGAAUUUCGCUUUCGCUUUGGGCCAGCCGGAGGCGGCGGGGCCGUCCCCUGAACGCCUGCGGCCGGGCACCCGUGGAGUUAAUUCGAAAGCGCCGCAAACCCCGCGGGCCGAACUCCGCGUGUCACCGAGAAGCUGAUGUAGAGAGAGACAGAGAGAGAAAGCAAGCAAGAGACCAGAGUCCCGGGAAAGUCCUGCCGCGCCUCGGGACAAUUAUAAAAAUGUGAUCCCCUGGGUCGGCUUCCCACCAUCGCCCUCACCUGCUGCGUCCACCGUCCGGAUCCAGCUCCAGCCCAGUGUCCGCCCAGUGCCCGCUCAGCAUGUGCCCGCCGCGUGGCCUCCUCCUUGUAACCAUCCUGGUCCUGUUAAACCACCUGGACCACCUCAGUUUGGCCAGGAACCUCCCCACACCCACACCAAGCCCAGGAAUGUUCCAGUGCCUCAACCACUCCCAAACCCUGCUGCGAGCCAUCAGCAACACGCUUCAGAAGGCCAGACAAACUCUAGAAUUUUACUCCUGCACUUCCGAAGAGAUUGAUCAUGAAGAUAUCACAAAAGAUAAAACCAGCACAGUGGAGGCCUGCUUACCACUGGAAUUAACCAUGAAUGAGAGUUGCCUGGCUUCCAGAGAGAUCUCUCUGAUAACUAAUGGGAGUUGCCUGGCCUCCAGAAAGACCUCUUUUAUGACGACCCUGUGCCUUAGCAGUAUCUAUGAGGACUUGAAGAUGUACCAGGUGGAGUUCAAGGCCAUGAAUGCAAAGCUGUUAAUGGAUCCUAAAAGGCAGAUCUUUCUGGAUCAAAACAUGCUGACAGCUAUUGAUGAGCUGUUACAGGCCCUGAAUGUCAACAGUGUGACUGUGCCACAGAACUCCUCCCUGGAAGAACCGGAUUUUUAUAAAACUAAAAUCAAGCUCUGCAUACUUCUUCAUGCUUUCAGAAUUCGUGCAGUGACCAUCAAUAGAAUGAUGAGCUAUCUGAAUUCUUCCUAAAAAGCUGAAGUUUCUCCCAACCUUAAAGCCACUUUUACAGAAAUGUGAACCAAAAAAAAAAA